Molecule: messenger RNA, 1773 nt
Organism: Linnemannia hyalina
Lineage: Eukaryota; Fungi; Mortierellomycota; Mortierellomycetes; Mortierellales; Mortierellaceae
Source: the annotation of a GenBank genome assembly
AUGCUCGGCCAGACCAACAAGUUUCUCCGCGAAGCAGCCGAACCCUCCCUCUGGCGCCACGUCGAUCUUGAAGCCGACCACCGUGUCGAAAUGCUCUACACCCACUACGACCCCAUCUAUCACGUCAAACACAACGAUGAAUACGACGGAAGGAUCUUACUCUCGAAGGUCGCUUCUUACUCCAAUAUCAACAAGACCCGUUCACUCAAGGCGGGAUUCGCUUUCAUGUCUUAUUACCUCGAGGGUGUACGACAAUACCUCGAUAACGACAGCACACAGCCGCAACAACAGCACCAGCAGGACAUACCUCCUUCAUGGAUCCCAGCCCAUCAAACCGCCAUCUUCUCAACCCCACUCCCACUCAUCAAACAAUUACAUCGCCUCGACGUCUCUUUACUUCGAGUGCCCCGAUACCCAGACACCUUCUUUGCAGGUCUCAAUAAUGCCCUUCCGCUUGCACCCAAGCUCUUCCAGUUCAUAACCCUCAAUGCUGCCCACCUCACCUCUCUUAGCCUCCGGCAUUUUCAAGUCUUGAUCGCAGACCCGGCUGACCUGAAUAAUACUGACCCGACUAAUACACUCCCUCUGUGUCGGGCCAUCUCCUGCCUCUCGAAACUCGCUCACUUGGAAGUGGACAUUAUUCCUGAGGGGUCUUUUGAACCUCCUUUUUCUAUCAUCCCCAGAGUCUUCUUCAGUUGCCCAACCUCCCUUGUCUCUUUCAGCAUGACGACGACCGUGUGCGGCGAUAAUGCAGGAGGACCUUGGGAGGAUAAACUUUUUACAGGCUUGAAAUACCUCAAGCUGCCACAACACAAAACCGGAUACAAACUCGCGCAACUGAACCUUAUUCUGGAUCAAUGCCCCGCACUGGAAGAAUGGGCCAACGUCCCUUCGACCCUUGCACCAGACCAGCUCGGCGGUCGCUUACAAUAUCCUCUGACGCUCUUGGAUCUCUCGACACACCCCAGCAGGAACUGUAAAGGCGAGACUGUCAUGGAUAUCAUGAACAUGAUUCCAAAAGACAAGCUCAAAUCUCUCGAUUUUCGUUUGUUUGAGGAUACAUCACCCGACCAGCCGGACAUGCCGGCACCCUUUUUCCUGUCUUUGUCGAGACACUCUGCCUCCCUUGUCACCAUCUCCUUGGCGGACAUUAACUGGAUCCAGAGCAAGUCCGUCAAGCAUAUCCUCACAACCUGCACGGCCCUUACGUCCCUCGUCUUAGCGAGCUCCAAUACUAUGCGUUCAUACCUAACAGUGGAGGAUGCAAUCGCAAAGCCCUGGACGUGUACUCUCCUCCGGGAACUACGACUCAUCAUCAACCUAAACUGCGGAUGCUCCAACAAAGACAUCAUGCUCGAAGCACUCUACACCCAACUCGGCGACUUAAAAGAUCUCGAGAUCUUAGACCUGACGUCAGCAUGCAGCAACGAAAUGGCCAGCAACAAAAUGGCCAGCAAGCCCUAUACAGAAACAACUAUGACUUGCAUGCUCGCCCUCCGUAACUCCAACCGUGAAGGGUUCCUCGAAUGCCUUGUCAAACUCAAGAACCUCCGCGUCCUAUUGGGCUCCUUCCUAUUGAGUAAUCAAGAGAUGGAGAAAAUGGUGGGUGAGGCCGAGGUGAAAUGGAUCUUGGAGAACUGGCCGCGUCUGGAGACGAUCGAGUUUAUUUCUGAACAGGAGAGGCGACGUGGUUCUGUUCAUUGGCCGCCCCAGAUUAAGUUGUUGAAGCAAGAGCGGCCCAACCUUCAGUUUUGUCGAUCGCAAACUAGAUAA